AUGGCAUCGACAUCACGACCCCGCGCCUCCCCCGUACCACCCGUUCCCCCCUCCCCGAGCCUCACCGUCAACAGCACAGACUCGGACAGUUCCCGAGCCUUCGCCAAGCCCCCCUCGUCGCCUUCGGUGCACAGCUCCAUCUCCUCUGCUCGUCUUCCCCAACAGUCCCUCCCGCCAGACAGCUACAGCGACUCAUACAGCAACGGCAACGGCUUCAGCCAACAGUCGGGUCAGAACGGGCAGCCAUCACCGUCACCACCGCUCACGAGCCGGCCACCUCACCAUGCCCCAGUCCCUUCAGAACCUCUCCCGGACUCGCUGUUAUGUCGCUCGACCUUUGCUGCGCUCGAGCACUCGGCUGGCACGCUGAAGCAUCUCGCCAAGACGGUGCUUACCGCCAGCGCAGCUUAUGUUGCCCUCCUGGAACAGCUCGAGACGGCAGAGGACGAGUUGUUGUCAUCUCUCGGCGAGCUCGGCCGCUGGCUAGAGGGCGGGUACGGUGUCCAGGGUGAUGUCUUUGACAAUGCCAAUGGUAUCCGCAAGGUUGCCCGAGAGCGUCGUGCUCGUGAACGAGAGGACCUGCAAGAGAUGGUGCUGCACUCGUUGAGCGCCGUCAAGGGCGAAAUCAAGCGCCAGGGACUGACCGGCGCCGGCAGUCAACAACACAAGUUCGAGAGCGUCGCGAAGCAGUACUACUCGGACACGGCCGCCUACCUGUCGUCAUCAUCUGGGAUAUCAUCAAAUGCGGGUUCGAGCUCGGCAGACGUUGCCCAGGCGACCCGAGCCGCCCAGUUCGACCUCGCGCGCUACAACCACCAUUCGACGCUUCUGUACGCCGUGCCGCCGAGCUCUGUUGUGUGUCUUGACCUUCUGGUCGGCAUGUAUGGCUGGGUCGGCAGCCUCCUGAGCCAGGUACCGGGUAAGCGGGCAGACACACACCCUCCGCCUCACGAGCCGACCGACUUUGGGCGACAGCAGGCGAGCGGCGUCGACACGCCCACACAGCGCGGCCGACAGUUAGCCGUGAGCGAGACGCCCGUGCGCCUGUUGUCUCGCGACGAUGCCAGUGCCCGUGGCUCGUUUGACGCCCUCACGCGGUCGUUGACGCUCUCGCUCGCCCACCUCCACCACGUUCGGAACGACCUGCUGCAGGGCUGGGCUGCGAGGGAACAGCAGACGACGGUGCUCGAGAACGCCGCGAGCAAGCUCUCGGGCAACGGGCUCGAGACGCCGCGGCCGCGUGUGCUCCCGACGAGCUCGACGGAUCUCGCUGCUCUCAACGCAAGCAAGGAGCACAAGGGCAAGAAGAUUAACAAGAUCCUCGGCGGACGCAAGAUCCGCGGUCUCUUCUCCUCGACAAACGCGACGUUCACGCAUCUUCCCUCGGCCCAACCGCUCGUCGAGCGCGCCCCGCCAGUGUCAUCAGCCAACGUCCCGCCCUUCCCCUACACGACGCAGAACUUAUCCCCGCGGCGAAGCUAUGAGCAGCUCGGCGACGUGCCGCCGCUCGGCACACCAGACGGCUCCCCGACAAUCUCGGACGGUGGUGAUGGACAGCUGCCCCUCCCCCCGCGACCUCCUAGAAGUAGCUCGCGUCACGCGGCGCGCCACUCGAUUCAGCCCGGCGUCAAGGUGUACCGGUCCCCGUUCCUGCCGGCCGACAGCGCGAACAAUGUCGGCAACUACGACUCGCAGCGCUCUGUCGCGCUCGCUGACACGGCCGCAAAGCUGACCGCCGACCACCACAAGCAGCCGAGCACGUCGCCGUCGCUCGGUGGAGUUGGCGGCAUCAGUGGAAUGGGCGACGAGGACGAGCAGCGCGAGCUCGCCGGACGAAAGAAGGAGGGUGUCCUCUGGGGCAUCUGGGUCGUGCUGGCACACUCCAAGAUGUACGAAUACAAGGACGGGGGCCCUAACAAGCCCGAGUCGGCUUCGACCGUGAUCGACCUCAAGUUUGCGAGCGUACGCGAGGGUCGUGGCACCGACCGACGCUUCGUGUUUGAAAUCGUGACGCCCUCGCACGGCAGAAGGCUAUACCAGGCCCUGUCCGAGGCGGACAUGAAGACGUGGAUCUAUGCGCUGUGCAACGCUAUCGAAGCCUGUAUUAACGGUACAUCGACACUGCGGUCUCUGAACGACGUGAAGAAGCUGGCCCCGCCGGACUUUGACGACGACGACACACUGCCUGUCCGCAAGGGGUCGGGUCAGUCCGACCGUGAUCGAAGACUGCCCAUUCCGCCAGCAGUCAAGCAGAACACGAGCCGGCACUCUCUCCCCGCCCCGCCGCGGCCGGCACCGCCACGAGGCGAGAGCUCAACCCCCCGCGGCGGACAGCACAGGCAAAGCCUGAAGAAUCGAAUCAAGUCAUCAGCCGAACUUGCAGGCGACAAGCUCGGAAGCAAGAGCGGCGGCAAGGCAAACCGCAACUCGAUGGACCUCCAGCAACGCCCGGCAUUUAUGUAUGCUAACAGCUUCAACCACCGGGAAGAGUACUACGACAUGGAGAGCGACAUUGAGCGGAGAGUGUACGAGAUGGCGGGGCUGCAGCGGGACGCAAGGGAUGCACGCGAGCAGGCUCCCAGCUCAUCAGGGCAUAGCCAGGCGCAGUACAGCCAAACGUCACACAGCCAGCAGGGCCAGCCGCAACCGCAGUAUCCGGACACAAACUUGGCCAGUCUCCGCGCUCUCUCGCCCGUACUCGGCUCCCCUGGUCUCCCACCGGGCAUGGAGGAACAGGCUGACGUCGAGCCUGCGAAGCUGGACAAGGCGCUCCUCCGCCAGAUCGCUGAUACGGGCGCGAAUGCGCGAUGCGCGGACUGCGGGAAGCGGACAAAGUCGUCUCGAUGGGCGACGCAGAGUGAGUCGAGCUUUGCAUAUCAGGGCAUCAAGCUGACAGGCAGGUCUGAGGGAUAUGCCAAUGGUCAUGUUCCUGUGUAUCCGUUGUUGUGGACUGCUAACACGCAGCACCGCGGUCUUGGCACGCACAUUUCCAAGCCGCGGAGUGUGGACCUGGACAACUGGGCACCCGAGGCGAUCCAGCUUGCGCAGGACUGGGGCAAUGCACGGGGCAAUGCGUUCUGGGAGCGGAACAAGCCCAUUGACUGGGUACCGAGUGACGAGGACAUUCAAGACUAUAUCCAGGCCAAGUAUGUGGAGGCGCGGUGGGUCGCGGAAGUGGACCGCGAGCUGCUUGGUCUGUAG
Molecule: messenger RNA, 3201 nt
Organism: Trichosporon asahii var. asahii CBS 2479
Lineage: Eukaryota; Fungi; Basidiomycota; Tremellomycetes; Trichosporonales; Trichosporonaceae
Exons: 5
Coding region: 1-3201 (1066 amino acids)
Molecular function (GO): GTPase activator activity
Source: RefSeq, a predicted model, not a curated record